Molecule: messenger RNA, 3645 nt
Organism: Closterium sp. Naga37s-1
Lineage: Eukaryota; Viridiplantae; Streptophyta; Zygnematophyceae; Desmidiales; Closteriaceae
Source: the annotation of a GenBank genome assembly
AUGCCCGGCGCGACGCUGACGGACACGCGUCCAUCGAUGGACGGCUUGCUCCACGGCGUCGCCAGCGGCGGUGCUGGCGACCCUCCGGUGGCGAUUGCGACCUUCGAGGUUUCGCGAAAGACUCUCGCCGGUGCAGACGACCGCCGCGAUACGGCGAGUGAGAUCGCCGGAUCGCCGACGAUCACCGGCGGCGACGGCGCUUCACCAGAGAAUGAGGCGCGCUGUGAGUCGACGCCAGCAGCAGCGGGAAGUCCCGCCGAUGCCGUUGCAGACGGCGAGGGGAUUGGCGGCUGGUGGGGCAGGCGAGCCGCGGAGAGCGGCGAGUCGGCGGGGAAGGAUUCGUGCAACGAUUCCGACGAUUCGGUGGCGAGCGACUGGAACGGCUGGCGAGCGGAGAAGGCGGCGACGGAUGGCGAGCACGUGCCGUAUGAUGGUGAAAAGGUGGGGACUCGUGGUGAAAAGGCGGCGACAGAUGGCGAAAAGGAAGGGAAAGGUAACGAAGAGAAGGCAGCAGAUGGUGAAAAGGAAGGGAACAGUGGCGAACAGAAGGCGACAGAUGGCGAAAAGGUGGGGAAAGGUGGCGAAGGGGCGGCGACGGGAGGAGGUGCGGCGAGACGACAGAGGAAGACGGCGGAGGCUGCUGCAGCCGCCAUGAAGCGGAAGGUACGGCGUCGGGGAAUGGUUGAGACGAGCAGUGUGAAGUUCACGCGGCCACGCCUGGCAGCCAUCUCGCUUGGCGGCUUCUUCACCUCCAUGCGCGCGCGCAUGGCGCUGCUGGAUGCGCGCAUGCCGCGAGAAACGGAAGAGGAGGACGAGGAAGAUGAGAUGGAUGACGAGGAUGAUGACGUGGACGGUGAGGAUGAUGACGUGGACGGAGAGGAUGAUGACGUGGACGGAGAGGCGGAGGAGGAGGAUGAGAAGCCCAAGGCAGGGACGAGCGGGCGAGGAGAAGGGGAGAAUGCCAGGGGCGGCAGUGUCAGUGGCGAUGCUGCUGCUGUGUCGAGUGGUCUGAUCGCCGACAUGCUGCACCGCUUCGCACAGGAGGAGGAGGAAGGCGAUGAGGAGGAUGAUGAGCUUAUCGUGCUUGAAUGCUCCGCUCCUGCUGCUGCUGCCACUGCGACAGCAGGAGGGGCAGCAGGAGCGGCAGCAGGAAAAGAUGCAGAUGAGAAGGGAAAGGGGGAGGAGAAGGGAGAGGUGGAAGGCGAGUGUGCUGUGAAGCAAGGGGCCCAGGCAGGAAGGGAGGCGCGGAUGAACCGUGGAGAAUACGAGGCUAGGGACGACGAGGCUAGGGUCGACGACACAAUGAGGGCCAUGUGGGAACAGGGUGGGGAGGGAGGGAAGAGAGAGAAGUGGGGAACGGGGGAGAAGGGGGAUAAAGGAGAGAAGGGGGAGAAGGGAGACAAAGGGGGAACGGGGGAGAACCGGGACAAGGGAGAGACGGGCAGUGCAACGAAGUGCACAGGGAAGGGAUGUGGCACUGGCGAGGGCAGGGGCAGGGACGGGCCUGGGAGGAGCAGCGAGCGAGGGAAGGUGUGUGGGCGAGCGCAUGUGGGGAGUGCAGGGACGGCAGUGGACUCUAGCGUUGGUGUUGCUAAGAGGGAGGCAGCUGCUGGGGUGUCCAGUGGGAGAGGGGCGGUGGAGGGAGAGAAUACAGGCGUGGCAGGGCGAGGAAAGGAAGGGGAGGAAGGGGCAGGCGAGGCAGGGGCGGUGACAGCAGGGCAGAAACCAGAUGGGGGCGGUGAUGGGGGGAAGCAGGGAGGUGCAGAGGCGGGGAAGCAGGGGGCAGCUGAUGGGGAAAAUCAGGGGGACGCAGAAGGGGGGAAGCUGGGGAGCGCAGAAAGGGGGAAACAGGGGGAUGCAAGGGGGCUUAAGCAGGGGGGAGGCGUGCGGUGGUGGGUGGGGGCGCGUAAGGCAGCAGGAGUGGGGCCCAAGUCGCUGAAUGAGUGGGCCAAGGGGCGCGGGGGAGGGGCGGAUACGCAAGGGGGGAAGGGGGCAAGUGCAGGAAGGGGCGCAGGAGGGGCUGCUGCUGCUGGUGCUGGUGUUAAUGUUGCUGCUGCUGCUGGUGAUGGUGGUGUUGGUGGUGCUGCUGCUGGUGAUGGUGGUGUUGGUGGUGCUACUGCUGGUGCUGGUGCUGGUGCUGCAGCUGCUACAAUUUCUGCUGCUGCUUCUGCUGACGACGUUACUAUUGCUGCUGCUGUUGCUGGUACUGCCGGAGCUGCCGCUGGAGGUAUAGGUAAUCAAAGCGGGGAUACAGGCAAGGGAUCUUGUGGGGUGAGAGCAGCUGGGCGGAGAUUUAUUGAUGACGCUGCUAUGGAAGAUGGGGGAGAAGAGGAGGAGGAGAGAGAGGGGGGGGAUGAUGCGGAGGAGGGGGAUAGGGUUAGAGCUUUGGGGGAGAACGGGCGAGAUGCGAAUUGGGACUGGAUGGAUAUAGAGGAUUUAGGAGAAGAUAACAGUGGGAGUGACAGUGAGGGUAACGAAGAUGCUUGUAACGAGGACGAAGGAGAGGGGGAGGUUGACAAGGGGGUGGGAGAUGAGGAAGAGAGGGAAGGAGAGGAAGAGGAGGAAGAGGGGGAAGAGGGGGAAGAGGGGGAGGAGGGGGAAGAAGGGGAGGAGGAGGAGGAGGAGGAGGAGGAGGAGGAGGAGGAGGAGGAGGAGGAGGAGGAGGAGGAGGAGGAGGAGGAGGAGGAAGGGUCAGAUGGUGCGUUGGAGAGAGCAGCGCUUCACAGGCAGUGGGAGGAGGAGGAGGAUGAGCGCGUGCAGGGGGCGGUGAUGGGCGGGGUGCAGGGGGGCUGGGCGCAUGUGCGCAUGGGCAGGCGGACCCAGGGUGGGGGGGAGAGGGGGAUCAGGGGGGUGGGUCCGAUGGGGGAUGGGGAGGAGGAAGAAGAGGGAGAGGAGGAGGUGGAGGAGGAAACGGGGGAGGAUGGAGGGUUGAGGAAAGGGGGAGUGAGGAAGAGGAAGAGUGGGGAGAGUGGGAAAGGGGAGGGAGGGAAAGCGAAGGGGGCAGGUGGUGGGGAGUGGGGGUUACUGGCAAAGAAAGUGAGGAUGCUCAAAGAGAAGGCGGGGGGAGGAGGGGCGAAGGGGGGUGGAGAGGGGAAGGGAAUGGAGCAGGAUAGCAAUGCGUGUGGCUUAACCGAGAGUACUCGUGUUGAUGCUGAUGCCGUUGGAACGAAGAGGGGGAUUAGAGGCGAGGGAGAGGAGGGGGACGAUGACACUGCGAGUGACGAUGCUGAGAAUGGCAGCGGCAGCGACAUCGAUGGUAGCAAUGGUGUUGGCAGUGGUGAUGGUGGUGAUGAGGGCGAUAAGAGCGAUGAGGAUGAUGAGGGCGAUGAUGGCAAGAUGGCAUCGCAAGACCUGGCAGAGCAGAUGCGAGCCAAGAGACGCGUAGAGGAGAUGGUGAGUGGGGAGAUGGUGAGUGUGUCGGUGAUGAGUGGGAAAGAUGGUGAGUGGGUGAAAGGUGGUGAGUGGGGCGGUGGUGAGUUGGGGGGAGGUUGGAUGUCUCACCAUCUCCCCACUCUCACACCCAUCCUCUUCCUUUCUCUCCUCUCUUCCCCCACCUUCCCCCCACCCUGGCAGCACCACAAGGAGCAUCACCGGGAGGUGCGGGACACAGUGCUGGGGCAGUGGAAGCAGCAGCAAAAAGAAUAA